AUGAGCGAAACUGAAGUUGAAGACAGCGAAAAUAAUGCCGAACGUGAAGGCGACAUCACUACAUCAUUCGAGGCCGAAGACAUUGUUGAAAAAAAAGGUAACACGACGUCAAUUGUGUGGACGUGGUUUGGAUACGGCAAAAACGACCAGGAACAGGUGAAGCCAGUCUGCAAAAUAUGCCGGCGGUUGGUACCAGCCAGGACGGGGAAUACAACCAAUCUUUUCCAUCACCUGAGACGGCACCACCCCAGUAAUUACUCUGAGAGCAUGAGUCUGCGUGCUCAAGCUGGAACGACACCUCACACACAGCCAAGCAAAACCACUACGUCGUCUGUUAGCAUUGCUAGCGGCAGCGGGAGACAACAAUCCAUCCAGUCGUGCUUUGCCGCCAUUGCCCCGUAUGAUAAAAAAACAAAGAGGAGCAAAAAUAUAACGAGCGCUAUUACUUAUUGCCUCGCUAAAGAUAUGAUGCCCAUGAGUACAGUUGAAAAAGACGGCUUCAGAAAACUGAUUAAAGUGUUAGACCCCAGGUACGAGCUCCCUGGUAGAAAAUACUUUUCUCAGAUGGCGCUGCCACAGCUUUAUGAUGAAUGCCGUCAUAAGCUGGAAAUUCAUCUGAAGGAUGUUAAAUACUUUGCCACUACCACUGAUCUUUGGUCUAGCCGCACAUCGGAGCCCUAUAUGAGUCUCACAAUUCAUUUCAUUGACGAGGAGUGGGCUCUACACAGCAAAUGUUUACAGACAGUAUACUUUCCAGAGGACCAUACUGGGGAAAUCAUCAGCCAGGGGCUGGAGGAUGCACUCAAAUCCUGGGGCCUUAGGGAAGAGAGUCAGGUGUGCAUCACAACAGACAAUGGGGCAAACAUUGUCAAGGCUGUUUCCCUCAAUGGUUGGACUCGGCUGCAGUGCUUUGGUCAUCGGCUGCACCUUGCCAUUGAGCGAAGUGUGAGAGACAAGAGAAUAGAGAGAGCCAUGGGUGUGUGCAAAAAAGUUGUUGGCGCUUUCUCAUUCUCAUGGAAGAAGAAAAAAGAACUAGCAGCUACACAAAAGGAGCUUGACCUACCAAAGCACCGGUUAAUAACAGAAUCACCUACCAGGUGGGGUUCUCGCCAUGCAAUGAUUGCACGAAUACUGGAACAGGAGAAGGCCAUUUCAAAGGUGUUGUCAGCUGAUAGAAAAACAAGGCACCUGGCUCCCUCAUGGCAAGACAUUGAGGUCUUGGAGUCCAUACACAAGGCCCUUAAUCCACUUGUAGAGUUCACUGAUGCCUUAUCUGGUGAAGCACAUGUCAGUGUCUCUUGUGUGAAACCUGUCCUACAGCUCUUCAAUACAGAGGUCAUGAAGCCAGGAGAGGAUGACACAGAGCUAACCAAGGCCAUCAAAACUUCCAUCACCACAUAUUUAAAUGAAAAAUAUGAUGAUGCUGUCACUGAUGACCUCCUUAACAUGGCAUGCCUUGUUGACCCUCGGUUCAAGACCCGCUACAUCCAAGAUGACAAGGUAGAGGCUGUGAAAUCCAGAGCUGUGGCUCAGAUCCUGUGUGACUGUCAGAGCACACCGCAGUCUCUCACACCCAGAUUGGGCAGAGGCGAGGCAGAUGCUACAGCUUCAGCUCCACCAGCCAAAAUGCAGAGGAAGACACUGGGGAGCUUUUUCAAGAAGUCCUCCUCUGUUUCUACCUCUAGUCUAACAGAUGAGCAGGAUGUUGAGGCUGAACUGAACUGUUACCUGCUAGCUCCAGAAGCAGACAGUGAGACCAACCCCCUGACAUGGUGGAAAAUUCACUUCACAUCAUACCCCAGAGUGAGCUUCCUGGCAAAGCGGUAUCUAUGUAUUCCUGCCACCAGCUCACCCUCGGAGCGUGCUUUUAGUACGAGUGGCAAUAUUGUGUCCUGCCAUAGGGCUGCUUUAAAGCCAGAUGUGGUGGACAGACUUGUUUUUCUAGCAAAAAACCUAUAA
This is a messenger RNA of Pimephales promelas (fathead minnow), 1959 nucleotides long. The record is from RefSeq and is a predicted model, not a curated record. Lineage: Eukaryota; Metazoa; Chordata; Actinopteri; Cypriniformes; Leuciscidae.